GAGACACCUGAAAACAGUUCCAGCUCUUAACAAGAAGACUCAAGACGAAACAGAAGAAAGAUGCUGUGCUCUCAUGGAUUCCCAUCUGUCCUCAGUCCAUUCGUGGAUUUCUCCUGGCCUGUACACAGUCUGUGGCCAGAGGUCAGACCUCUGCUCUACCAGCAGGAUCUCCUGCAGAGAAACCUACAUGAGUUGCGCAGCAGUCUGCAUUUGAUGGAGAAACUUCAGCGCCAGAUUCUGGAGGACAGAGAGCCUUUCAGGAGCAUCAUGGCUCUGCAGCCAGUCUCCUACCAGCUGGAAAAAGAUGGAGAGCACUUUGGCCUAACCCUGGACACUCAAGGCUUUUCUCCAGAGGAGCUGUCGGUCAGACAGGUGGGCAGAAAGCUACAAGUCAGUGGGAAGACAGAGAAGAAACAAGAAGAUGGGAAGGGCUCCUACUCUUACAGACUGCAGGAGUUCAGACAGGACUUUGAUCUGCCUGAAGGGGUGAAGCAUGAAGAUGUGAGCUGCUACCUUUCUCCAGAUGGAAAGCUCCACAUCCAGGCAGCCAAAGUUCCUUGUAUUGAGGCGGCUGAGAGAGAGUUGACUAUCAAGAGGAACUUGGAGGAGGAAACACAGCAGAGUGUUUGUUCACAAGCAGAAGACAGCCUAGCAGAAACACACAACCAAUCGUAGAACAAACUAACAUACUGUACAUGUGGUUGUACUACUGAGAAAUUAUUGUUGUUAGAGAAUGAUUCAUUU
Girardinichthys multiradiatus is the source of this 744-nucleotide messenger RNA. RefSeq names its product heat shock protein 30-like. NCBI's taxonomy places the organism in Eukaryota, Metazoa, Chordata, Actinopteri, Cyprinodontiformes, Goodeidae. Gene Ontology annotation, molecular function: protein folding chaperone. Gene Ontology annotation, biological process: protein refolding; response to heat. Bases 61 to 675 code for a protein of 204 amino acids. The record is from RefSeq and is a predicted model, not a curated record. The transcript has a single exon.